Messenger RNA from Orbicella faveolata, 1593 nucleotides. Its product is annotated as histone-binding protein RBBP7. NCBI's taxonomy places the organism in Eukaryota, Metazoa, Cnidaria, Anthozoa, Scleractinia, Merulinidae. The record is from RefSeq and is a predicted model, not a curated record. Gene Ontology annotation, molecular function: protein binding.
UUGUUUCUCACAUUUUGGAUUAUUUACUUGCUAGAUCCUAAUGGUGAAUGCCGUCCUGAUAUCCGACUCAAGGGUCACACUAAGGAAGGCUAUGGCUUGUCUUGGAAUCCAAAUCAGAAUGGCAAUCUUUUGAGUGCUUCAGAUGACUAUACUGUGUGUCUCUGGGAUAUCAGCAGCAUUGCAAAGGAAGCCAAAACACUGGAUGCAGCACGGAUAUUCACUGGGCACACAGCAGUUGUUGAGGAUGUAUCGUGGCAUCUUUUACAUGAGAGUUUGUUUGGAUCAGUAGCUGAUGACCACAAGCUUAUGAUCUGGGACACACGUUCAACAAACAGUUCAAAGGCAACACACACAGUGGAUGCCCACACUGCUGAGGUGAACUGCUUGUCAUUUAACCCAUACAGCGAGUUCAUUCUUGCAACAGGAUCUGCAGACAAGACUGUUGCAUUAUGGGAUUUAAGGAAUCUCAAACUUAAACUUCAUUCCUUUGAAUCACACAAAGAUGAAAUAUUCCAGGUUCAGUGGUCUCCACACAACGAGACAAUCCUAGCUUCUAGUGGUACAGACAGAAGACUGCAUGUGUGGGACUUAAGCAAAAUUGGCGAGGAGCAGUCAUCAGAGGAUGCUGAAGAUGGACCUCCAGAACUUCUGUUCAUUCAUGGUGGCCACACAGCCAAAAUUUCAGACUUCUCAUGGAAUCCAAAUGAACCAUGGGUACUCUGCAGUGUCUCCGAGGACAACAUAAUGCAAGUGUGGCAAAUGGCUGAAAACAUUUAUAAUGACGAAGAACUUGACACUCCAGCAUCAGAGCUAGAAUCAGGGGCAUCGUGAAACUCCUCGUUUUUCAGGCUGGUUAAUUAAUAUAUUGUCCUGGGAGAGUCUAUGAGUUUUGAACUCUGAUCACAGACCUUUGUUUCAUGAACAUGCAUCUAGCCGUGCCGUUUCUUUCAUCCCGGGUUUUCAACAGUUCUCUGUAAAUGUCGGUACCGCUGGUAAUGUUGUAGCUACAGCUAAGGUUGUUCAUUGUUGGUCACACAUUGUUGUGUUCAGAUUUUCGGUGUAAACUCCUUCUUCGAUAACUCAUGUACAUGUACUUCGAAAUUCAGCAACAAAGUAUUUAUCUGCAAGCAUUUUUCUUUUUCCUCCCUGAAUUUUCACCUGAGGUGUAAAAAAUGCUAAGGGAGAAAAAAAGGGCCGCAAGGCCUCUGUAGUAUUCUUUGUUCUCAGGCGGCAAGAAGAAAAUGAGAAUGGUCUGUCUACAAUAGGAUUCUGUUUACUGCCCUGUUUCAAUUUGUUCUCUGUGGUAUGGAGAAUUUUGUUUUGAAUCAGUACCUUCACUGUCACUAUUCCUUUUGUAAGACGUUUUCCAAGUAAACAGAUAUUGUACAGAAGUUGUUUUCAUUAUUAGGUUUAACUCUUAACCAAAGGUAGUGGUUAUAGAAAUGGUGGUUAUCAUAGCAGACCUGUUAAUAUUUUUAUGAAAAGAGUGUAGGCAUACUUUAAGGUGACGGUCACUCGGCCAGAACACUGUACGAUAGUUUGACUUUUAAGUAGUAUGCAAUUACAGCUGCAAUAAAAAAAGCUUUGUAAUUA